AGAGAUUAUUUAAUGCUUUGAGGAGUAGGAGGAAGAAGGAGAUGCAAUCCGGUGUGUUUUUAAUCGGAAUGCGAAGGCUGUAGAGCUUUGGGAAUGUGGAUAUUGUUGGAUUCACAACGACAGCGUUCAACACUGGGUUUACCUGAUCUUCAAAACCAAACCUGAGGGAGAGAGAGAGACACCAGGGACACAGUUCCCCUCCAGACAAUCUUCACUCGCUUUCCAAACGGGAGACCAUCGUUCCUUUGGAGACUGUGCUCGAAUGAAGUUAAUUUUCUGCAGCCUCUCCGGAUUGGUGUUUAUUCUUUUUGGUGGAAUGAUUUCUAUAAUUGUUCCCAUUUAAAGACUGGGCUUUAUUUUUAACACCACUCUCCCUCCAGUUGGCAAACUCCAGCGCUGGAUUUUGCUUCCCUUUUUAAAGAGCUUUUUUUUUUGCAUUUCUUUUUUUUUAAAAGAAGGAUUGGCGUUUGCUUAUCUGUCUCUCAUAACAGUUUUAUAUGCAAUGGUGUAUUCACUGCUGGGAUAGAGACUUUUGCACCCGGAGUGGAGAAUGUAAAGAAGGCAGGCUGGGGUAAGAGCUUGUGAAACCCAGCCAUCGCCCCCUCUCACCCAGUGACCCUCCAGAGAGCAGAGCCCGGCUUGGCUGACCCACACAGUGUUUGGGGAGACGGAGGGGAACGUUCCACUGAGCACAUUGGAGAGACUAUGUUUGGAGAUGAUGAGGUGGAGUUCCCAGAGCGCUGCACAGGAGAUUGGUGAGGAAACUGAAGAUGGUGCCAUCUACACGAUAACGCUCAGGAGAGUUCAGGUGCACCAAGCAGCAAGCAAAGGCCAGCGAUGGCUGGGGGUAGACAGCGAACCUGCCAUGAACCUGUACGAGACGUGCAAAGUGCGGACCAUCAAGGCCGGGACACUGGAGAAACUGGUGGAAUAUCUGGUCUCCGCCUUCAAAGGCAAUGACUCCACCUACGUCACCAUCUUCCUGUGCACUUACCGUGCCUUUGCCUCAACCAAACAAGUGUUGGACUUGCUGCUGAACAGAUAUGGAAACUUGCACCAAAUGAAUGGAGAUGUAUCCAAGCUUACGCCAGACGACAGGCUGGAAUUGAAAAAAACCAUUUCAUCGAUCCUGGGUGCCUGGCUGGAUCAGUAUUCGGAAGAUUUCAGGAAGCCACCAGAUUACUCCUGCCUGAAGCAUCUCCACGCCUACAUCCGUCAGAUGUUCCCUGAGUCAGACCUGCAGCGUCGUGCUCAAACGCUGCUCGGCACCUUCCAAAGGCACAAGGGAGCAGAGCCCGAUCAGGAUGCGCCUGAUCACAGUAACUGCACCUACACAUUGGUGGAGGAGAAUGGAUUUGAAGAUGAAAAGCCCGAUUUCCUCUCCUUCAUUGCGAGUGUGGUGGCCGAGCAGUUUACAUUAAUGGAUGCGGAGUUGUUCAAGAAAGUGGUUCCGUAUCACUGCCUAGGAAGCAUCUGGUCCCAGAGAGACAAGAAGGGGAAGGAACAUCUGGCGCCCACAAUCCGUGCGACGGUCACACAGUUUAACAGAGUCACAAACUGUGUCAUCGCUACCUGUCUGAGCGACAAGACCCUGAAAUCCCAGCAGAGGGCUAAGAUCAUUGAGAGGUGGAUUGAGGUGGCCAGGGAAUGCCGAAUUUUCAAAAAUUUCUCCUCACUCCGCGCUAUUCUUUCUGCCUUGCAAUGCAACUCCGUUCACAGGCUGAAGAAAAGUUGGGAUGAAGUGUCCAGAGAGAACUUCCGGAUUUUCCAGGAAUUAUCAGAAAUCUUCUCUGACGACAACAACCACUCCUUGAGCCGUGAGCUCCUCAUCAAGGAAGGAACCUCGAAGUUCGCCACGCUCGAUAUCAACCCCAAAAGGGCUCAGAAACGGCAACAGCAGCAAAAGGAAAUGGGUGUCAUGCAGGGUACGAUCCCAUACCUGGGAACCUUCCUCACUGACCUGGUCAUGUUGGACACUGCGGUGAAAGACCACUUGGACGGAGGCUUGAUCAACUUUGAGAAAAGGAGAAAGGAGUUUGAAGUGAUCGCCCAGAUUAAGUUGUUGCAGUCCGCCUGCAACAAUUACUCCUUCACACCGGAUCAUCGGUUUGUGGAGUGGUUUCGAAAUAUCGAGCAACUGACCGAAGCUGAAAGUUACAACCUCUCGUGUGAAAUUGAGCCUCUGGCUGAGUCAGCGAGCAACACUCUGAAAGCAAAAAAGAACUCUGGCAUCAUCAAGCGGUGGACCGACAGGCAAACCCCGACGGCCGACACUCCGAGCCCAGGCGCCCAGUCUCGAUCUUGUGAGCAGCUGAAGUACGGACCGUACCUGGGUGGUGGGGACACGGCAGACUCCGUUAGCGUUACCUCUGCUGGCUCCAGCAACUCCGACGCGGAAGAAAUCAACGUCAGCUUCAUCUCGGAAUCGCCAGAUUCCCAGGAGAAGAAGUUCUGGGAAUCAACGUCGCUGUCCUCAUUGGACACAUCCGGAAUCGGCUCAGGGUCAAGCAGUGCAUCCUCAUCCUCGGUCUCCUCCACUCCUAUAACGUCCUCCAGAACACACAAACGCUCUGUCUCGGGAAUAUCCAGCUACUCCACACUAUCUCUGCCACUUUAUAACCAGCAGGUGGACGACUGCUGUAUCAUCCGGGUCAGCCUGGACGUUGACAAUGGGAACAUGUACAAGAGCAUCUUGGUGACGAGCCAGGAUAAAACACCUGUCGUCAUUCGAAAGGCUAUGGCCAAGCACAAUUUGGAUGGGGAUAGGCCUGAGGAAUACGAGCUGGUGCAGAUCAUCGCUGAGGACAGGGAAUUGAAAAUCCCUGACAACGCGAAUGUAUUUUAUGCUAUGAAUUCAUCCGUCAACUAUGACUUUAUGCUGAAGAAAAGGGGCCACCCAAAAGCAGGCAAAACGAAGCACGUUUCCAGUUCGACGCUUCCCAGAAUGAAGCAAAAGGGACUGAAGAUUACAAAAAGUAUUUUCUGACUCCUCUGAGCUGGGCUGACUCCCUGUGUUCACUGGAUUCACCAAAACUUUAUAUAUAUAUAUUAUAUAUAUAUAUA
Molecule: messenger RNA, 3063 nt
Organism: Chiloscyllium plagiosum (whitespotted bambooshark)
Lineage: Eukaryota; Metazoa; Chordata; Chondrichthyes; Orectolobiformes; Hemiscylliidae
Product: ral guanine nucleotide dissociation stimulator-like
Biological process (GO): Ras protein signal transduction
Cellular component (GO): plasma membrane
Molecular function (GO): guanyl-nucleotide exchange factor activity
Source: RefSeq, a predicted model, not a curated record